This is a messenger RNA of Malus domestica (apple), 1805 nucleotides long. RefSeq names its product cytochrome P450 714C2-like. Gene Ontology annotation, molecular function: heme binding; oxidoreductase activity, acting on paired donors, with incorporation or reduction of molecular oxygen; iron ion binding. The record is from RefSeq and is a predicted model, not a curated record. Lineage: Eukaryota; Viridiplantae; Streptophyta; Magnoliopsida; Rosales; Rosaceae.
AAUUAGCCAUUCUUGAGUACCGUAUAUAAUGAUGUGUAAGGCGGUUGCAAGGGUUUCCCAUCUGCAUGAACUAGUCAAAUUGCAUCAAUGGAGCUCCUCCAAUUUGAUUCAAAACUGUUGACGUCCCUUGUGUUGCUAGGGUUUAUAGGAUCGUUGGCACGUCUCUACAAUGGGCAUGUGGCGAAGCCGAAGAGGCUUCGUUCCUUGCUAACCAAGCAAGGAAUCAAUGGACCUCCACAAACUCUUCUGCUGGGAAAUAUUUUGGAGAUAAAGGAGGCUCGAGGCUCCAGCAAUUCUACCAUUGAACCCCCGAUCUCUCACAAUUGUGCUGCUCUUCUCUUUCCAUUUUUUGAGAAGUGGAGGAAACUUUAUGGUGAAGUAUUUGUGUUUGCACUUGGAAACACACAAAUAUUAUACGUGAACCAACCUGAUGCAGUGAGGGAGAUUACAACAUGCACAUCCUUGGACUUGGGGAAACCAACGUAUCAAUUUAAAGAACGCGGUCCUUUGCUCGGUCAAGGUAUUUUAACCUCAAAUGGUGCCUCAUGGGUGCAUCAGCGCAAAAUCAUUGCUCCUGAACUAUACAUGGAGAAGGUUAAGGGAAUGAUUAACUUAAUCGCGGAAUCUACGGUUACACUGAUAAAUUCAUGGAACAGUAGAAUUGAGGCAGAGGGAGGAAUUUCUGACAUAAAAAUAGACAGCUACAUGGGAAGCUUCUCUGGCGAUGCUAUCUCAAGAGCUUGUUUUGGAAGCAACUAUUCCAAAGGGGAGGAGAUAUUUCAGAAACUAAAGAAACUCCAGGAGGCUAUGGGCAGGAAAGCUUUUCUGGCCGGAAUUCCCGGAAUGAGACACCUUCCCACAAAGAGCAAUACGGAAGUUUGGACCUUAGAAAAGGAGGCUAGCUCUUUGAUACAGCAGGUAGUGAAGGAAAGGCAGGCAGCAGAAUAUGAGAAGGACAUAUUGCAAAUUAUUCUUGAGGGUGCUAAAAACAGUAACCUUAGCCAGGAGGCAACAGACCGCUUCAUCGUUGAUAACUGCAAGAACAUAUACUUGGCCGGGUAUGAAACCACAGCAGUUGCAGCCACAUGGUGCCUCAUGCUGUUGGCUUCGAACCAAGAAUGGCAAGAACGUGUCAGAGCCGAGGCUCAUCAAGUUUUCCAGGGCCGCGUUCCUGAUGCUGAAAUGGUUCGUAACAUGAAACAGCUAACAAUGGUGAUUCAUGAAUCGUUGCGUCUAUAUCCCCCAGUUAGUGUGGUGUCAAGGGAGGCAUUGAAGGACAUGAAGUUCGGGGACAUUCAUGUCCCAAAAGGUGUCAAUGUUUGGACCAUGGUGGUGACACUGCACACUGAUCCGGAAGUAUGGGGACCAGAUUCGUACGCGUUUAAACCCGAUAGGUUUGCGAAUGGGAUCACAGGCGCUUGCAAGCUUCCGCACUUGUACAUGCCAUUCGGAGUUGGUCCUCGAAUCUGUCUAGGACAGUACUUUGCCAUGGUUGAGCUCAAGGUACUGAUAGCUCUCAUAGUAUCCAACUUCUCCUUCUCACUUUCUCCCAAGUACCGUCAUGCACCUACUCUUAGAUUAGUUGUGGAACCAGAACAUGGUGUUGAUCUCUUGGUGAAGAAGUUACGACAAGAAGCAGCUAAAUAAUCAUUGUGCUGAAAAAUAAGAGAGGCUGGUUAGGCCCCCUGCUCUCUAGAGUUUAGUCUGUUCACUUGGUGUUGCUGGUUCCAAUAAGGCUUGUUUAUUUGUACUGCGCUUGUAACUAUAUACUAAAAUUUCUUAAUAACGAGUUCGUCUUUCUUCUA